Molecule: messenger RNA, 732 nt
Organism: Colletotrichum aenigma
Lineage: Eukaryota; Fungi; Ascomycota; Sordariomycetes; Glomerellales; Glomerellaceae
Gene: Nuak2
Product: NUAK family SNF1-like kinase 2
Exons: 1
Coding region: 1-732 (243 amino acids)
Biological process (GO): protein phosphorylation
Molecular function (GO): protein kinase activity; ATP binding
Source: RefSeq, a predicted model, not a curated record
AUGGAAUGUGCUCCAGCGUCGGUCGGCUCAACGUUGAGCUGGAAUACGUUCUUAUCUCGAACAUCGGUUUCUACACUGACUUGUGCCAUCUUCUCGGAGCGGCAAAGCCAAUCGGUAAAUGGGCUCGAGGAUGUCAUCCGGGCAGUGGGUUCGCUUCAUCUACGCCGCUACCGCUACGAGGAACUAGCCCGCGAAGAGACUCUUGGUGAGGGCGAGACGUACCUGGUAGAGAAAGCAGUCCAGGGUGGCAGCGUUUUCGCCAUCAAGCAUCUUAAGAUUAGCAACACCCCAGACGAGAAAACUUUCCGCAGGAGGCUCAGCGCAGUGACCAUCGAGGCGCAGAUCAUGAGACAUUCACCACUCAGAGCCCAUCCUAAUUUUCCCACCGUUCUUGGAUAUGGUUGGAAUCUUCGGGCCAAACUAAUUAUGCCUUUCCUAGUUGUUGAGUACGCUCCGCUUGGGACGCUGCGAGAGUAUAUUCAGAAGCUUACUCCGACGCUUUCUGACGUUGAGAUUCUUCUUGGUGACGUGGUGUCAGCCCUUGCGGCCUUGCACGUGUGUGGCAUUGUUCACGGCGAUGUCAAACUGGACAAUGUACUGGUAUUCCCAUCCCUGGAUCGUCCCGCCAAGGCGGUGGCAAAAUUGACGGACUUUGGCCACGCCCUUAUUCUAAACGACAAAUCGAAGAAGCAAGAGGAUGAAACAGUCAAGUACGGAGGUACAACGAUGUAG